Molecule: messenger RNA, 273 nt
Organism: Paramecium tetraurelia
Lineage: Eukaryota; Ciliophora; Oligohymenophorea; Peniculida; Parameciidae
Exons: 2
Source: RefSeq, a predicted model, not a curated record
AUGAUUAAUAAUGAAAAGACUGAAAUCAAAAUAGAGAGAAGUUAAAUACCAUCUGCUUAACCAAAGAAAGUGUUGGUGAAGAAACCAUCUACUAAUACUGAUAAAUAAGAAAAAACUUCAGAAGAAUUAGCUAAGCAUUAAGAAAUGUUAGAUGAUCGUCUUAAACAAAAACAAUAAUAAUAUGAAGAAGCAAAAGCCAAGAUACUCUAAAACUAAAAAAUUAUAAGAAACUAGCAAAAAUACAAUCUAGAAUUCCCGGAAUUGCCAAAAUGA